AUGAUGUUGAGGUCAAUCUUUGCUCUAUGUUUCCUAGCCAUUGUUAUGGCAAUGCGACGGCCGUACUCGUAUCCUCCUUAUUCUCCUUACUCCCAAUAUGGGCCUAAGCAAUCGUCGAUGAUGCAACAACCAGCUCCUUGCCCUACGGGAUGGAAGGCCUACCAGAACUCAUGCUACUAUUAUGAGACACAAAUGCUGAAUUUCGAUAAAGCUGAGGUUAAUUGUUUGGAGAAGGACUCACUGCUGUUCGUUGCGGAAACAAACGAAGAAUAUCAAUCGUCAAUGAUGCAACAAACAGCUCCUUGCCCAAGUGGAUGGAAGGCUUAUCAGGACUCAUGUUAUUAUUACGAGACAAAGAUGCUGAAUUUCGAUAAAGCUGAGGUCAAUUGUUUGGAGAAGGACUCACUGCUGUUCGUGGCGGAAACAAAUGAAGAAUAUGUGGGUUACAGUAAUUUCAUCAAAAAUGAUCAAAGUUAUAGCUCACUGUAAUU
This is a messenger RNA of Cylicostephanus goldi, 491 nucleotides long. The record is from the annotation of a GenBank genome assembly. NCBI's taxonomy places the organism in Eukaryota, Metazoa, Nematoda, Chromadorea, Rhabditida, Strongylidae.